UCUUCGCUCUGUCAAACACACAUGGCCACCGCAUCAGCAUCAUGGCCUAAUCCACCUUUGGAUCGGAGUAUUCUGGGAUGGGAUCCAACGGAUGAAUUCUCAGUCUUGAUAGGAGAUUGGCUAUCGGAAAAUGGUCAAGGAUAUACUAACUUAGAGAUAGAAGCAAAAGUUGGACGGAUAAUGGAUCACGAUACAGGACAACGUAUUCAAAUUCCAGUCCGAACAGAAACGAUCAUUGAUAUGCAACGUGGCUGGAGAUUUGAAAGUCAUAUGUCUGAUGCACAACAUCAAAAGAUUAAUGGAUUACUCAAUAAAGCAGUUGAACAGAGUUCGGGAAAGAUUACGUAUCAAAGACAGAAAGAGGUUGAUUUGUUUUAUACCGAUGAUAAUGGCGAUAACAGGAGUAAGAUCAGAGUGACGAAAGAUGAAGAUUCAUGGCAAACAAAGGCAACGAUCAUGAAGAAGAGGUUGAAUGAUAUAAACGUCUAUUGCCCUAAUCGAUCGCUGGAUUAUAGGAUCAGCAUAAAUGUGGAAGAGCCACGGUCUGAGCCAACGCAUCAAGAAUCUGACUUUCAACGAUCGAAGAAUCGCCUGCAUUAUACCCAUCAACAGAUCUGCGUUGAUCUGACACAGGUUUCUUCACCGGCAGGGGACGAAAAGCCCACCAAUGAACUCGAGCUAGAAUUCAAGGAUGCUAACGAAUUACUGCGAUCAGCCCAGGCUUCCGUUCAUGCUGCAAGUCGGGAAGAAUGGACACCGUAUUACGAUUCAAUUUUGGUGUUCCUGAAUAAUAUCAGAAUGCUCAUCAGGAAUGCUGAUUGAGAGAGGGGAUCAGAACAUGUAUCAUAAAUUCGAACUUGCACGCAAACACAAUUACACUCUAGUGUCGGUGAGAUCACGCUUAUAAGAACGGUUUCACUCUCAUUGUCAAAUAUGAUAAAUGCAUGAAAUCGCGAGUAAGAAUAUUAACAAGUUCCUUAAUUUACCUUCUUCCACGACGCAUCAAGCCGGCCAAAAUCACACCUCCGACGGCAGCUGCUCCUCCCAUCAAUGCCAU
This is a messenger RNA of Meira miltonrushii, 1057 nucleotides long. Its product is annotated as mRNA triphosphatase CET1. Gene Ontology annotation, molecular function: polynucleotide 5'-phosphatase activity. Gene Ontology annotation, biological process: polynucleotide 5' dephosphorylation; 7-methylguanosine mRNA capping. The record is from RefSeq and is a predicted model, not a curated record. NCBI's taxonomy places the organism in Eukaryota, Fungi, Basidiomycota, Exobasidiomycetes, Exobasidiales, Brachybasidiaceae. The transcript has 4 exons. Gene Ontology annotation, cellular component: mRNA capping enzyme complex. Bases 22 to 822 code for a protein of 266 amino acids.